UCAUUCCCUCCCUAAGUCUAGAAAAAUAAAGUAUAUAAAUCAGCGGUCAUGAAUAUUAAUGAAUUAAAUUUUAUAAUACUAUAAGCUAGUAAAUUAGUAAGUAGUAAUAUGGAGUAAUUACUAAUGUUUUGGUGGAAGGGUGGGAGUGGGAAAAGUAACGAACGGAAUAACCGCCGGUUCAGUACGACGUCGUAAACCAGAUUCCCAAAUUUGAUUUUAACCAACCGAGAUCCGACCAAGUCUGAGAAUCACGCAGAGAUACGACACUCUCUGCGUGUAUCAUCCAAAAUUUUCAAAUUAAACAAAACAAAAUUUCAUCUUGAUUUGAGCGCAGGCAGCAGGAAUCAAUCCAUCAAUUAAGCGUGAUCCGCACAGCUUACCGAUAAACAAGGAUUCAUCAGUCAAGCAAAAUCACGCAACGAUGGCGAAACGCUUUGGAUGUGGAUUUUUGGUCUCGUGGCUCCGUAGAAAAAUUGUGGACCCUCUUCACCAAAUCCUUCGCCGGGGAGCCGAGCCCAAGCAGCUCGCAUUCUCGGCUGCGCUGGGAAUCACUUUAGGGAUCUUCCCCAUCUGUGGGGUUACUGUGUUUUUAUGCGGGUUAGCUAUUGCGGUGCUUGGAUCCCAUUGCCAUGCUCCAACUGUAAUGCUGACUAACUUUAUUGCUACUCCUAUUGAGUUGAGUUUGAUGAUCCCCUUUCUACGAUUUGGUGAAUUCAUUACUGGUGGACCUCAUUUCGCUCUAACUUCGGAUGCUCUUAAGAAAGUCAUCACCGGAAAAGCUUCAUGGGAAGUCCUGCAUAGCAUUUUCAACGCGCUGCUGGGAUGGUUUGUUGCUGCACCAUUUAUUUUAGGCGGCCUCUACUUGUUAUGCUUGCCAUGCUUCCGGAUGUUGGUUCACAGGUUUGCGGUCGUUCCUUCAACCCCCAAAAAGCCACUCGGCUCAAUUGGGAGCCCAAGAAAGACUCCCAACUCCCCCCGUGAAGUCAGGCUAAAGGUCAGGACGUAUGAUUAAAGAAUCAACGGUACGCCAUCGCCAUCGCCAUUGGACACACCUUAGAUAUAACUGUUUCAAAGCUUUUUUUGUACAGGCUGCUAUAGCAUGUAAAUGUUGUACCCUAAAUUCUAUUUUUUUUUCUAGUUUCUUUGUCAUGUUGCUCUUGCAAGGCAUCGUGAAUCAGACUUUCACAGUAUUAUCUAAACGAUAAUUUAAUUUAAUUUAAUUUAAUUUAAUUUAA
This is a messenger RNA of Salvia splendens (bonfire salvia), 1235 nucleotides long. RefSeq lists its product as uncharacterized. Gene Ontology annotation, cellular component: intracellular membrane-bounded organelle. Lineage: Eukaryota; Viridiplantae; Streptophyta; Magnoliopsida; Lamiales; Lamiaceae. The record is from RefSeq and is a predicted model, not a curated record. The coding region runs from base 422 to 1012 and encodes 196 amino acids. The transcript has 5 exons.